Messenger RNA from Fundulus heteroclitus (mummichog), 2055 nucleotides. RefSeq names its product tripartite motif-containing protein 16-like. The coding region runs from base 8 to 1711 and encodes 567 amino acids. Gene Ontology annotation, molecular function: zinc ion binding; protein binding. The transcript has a single exon. The record is from RefSeq and is a predicted model, not a curated record. Lineage: Eukaryota; Metazoa; Chordata; Actinopteri; Cyprinodontiformes; Fundulidae.
AAUUCCGAUGUUUAUGACAAGUAAAAUGGCUCAGAGAGGAAGUCGGAUGGAUUCACAAAGAUUUUCCUGCUCCAUCUGUUUGAAUCUACUGAAGGAUCCAGUGACUAUUCCCUGUGGACACAGCUACUGUAUGAGCUGUAUUAAAGGCUUCUGGGAUGGAGAGGAUCAGAGGAGAAGCUACAGCUGCCCUCAGUGCAGGAAAAAGUUCACACCGAAGCCUGUUCUGGAGAAAAACAUUAUGUUAUCAGACUUAGUGGAAGAUCUGAAGAAGACUGGACUCCAAGCUGUUCCUGCUGAUCUCUGCUAUGCUGGACCUGAAGAUGUGGCCUGUGAUGUCUGCACUGGAAUUAAGAUGAAGGCUGCUAAGACCUGUCUGGUUUGCUUGGCCUCUUAUUGUUAUAAUCACCUCCAACCUCACCAUGACGUCCCUGGUCUGAAGAAACACAAGCUGGUGGACCCCUCCAAGAACCUCCAGGAGAACAUCUGCUCUAUUCAUGAUGAGGUGAUGAAAAUCUUCUGUCGUACUGAUCAGCACUGUAUCUGUUAUCUCUGCACUAUGGAUGAACAUAAAGACCAUGAAACAGUCCCAGCUGCAGCAGAAAGGACUGAGAAGCAGAAGGAGCUCCAGGUGAGACGACAACAAAUCCAGCAGAGAAUCCAGGACCAAGAGAAAGAUGUGAAGCUGCUUCAACAGGAGUUGGAGACCUUCAUUCUCUCUGCUGAUAAAGCAGUGGAGGACAGUGAGAAGAUCUUCACUGAGAUGAUCCGUCUGAUCCAGAAAAGAAGCUCUGAUGUGAAGCAGCAGAUCAGAUCCCAGCAGGAAACUGAAGUGAGUCGAGUCAAAGAGCUUCAGGAGAAGCUGGAGCAGGAGAUCACUGAGCUGAAGAGGAAAGACGCUGAGCUGGAGCAGCUCUCAGACACAGAGGAUCACAACCAGUUUCUCCUCAACUACCCCUCACUGUCAGCACUCAGUGGGUCUACACACUCAUCCAGCAUCAAUAUUCGUCCUCUGAGAUACUUUGAGGAUGUGACAGCAGCUGUGUCAGAGCUCAGGGACAUAAUACAGGACAUCAUGAGAGAUGCAUGGACAAACAUCUCAGAAAAAGUCAUUAAAGUGGAUGUUUUACUGUUAGAACCAGAACCAACGACUAGAGCUGAAUUCUUAAACUAUUCACAGGAAAUCACUCUGGAUUCAAACACAGCAAACUGUUAUCUUGUAUUAUCUGAGGGGAACAAAAAAGUAACAUUUAUGGAACAACAGUCUUAUUCUGAUCAUCCAGACAGAUUCACCGAUUGGCUUCAGGUUCUGAGUAGAGAGAGUCUGACCGGACGUUGCUACUGGGAGGUGAAAUGGAGAGGAGAAGGAGUUUAUGUAGCAGUUUCAUAUAAGAACAUCAGCAGAGCAGGAGGAUUAAAGGAAUGCUCAUUUGGAUUCAAUGAAAAAUCUUGGUCAUUAUAUUGUGACACAGACUGUUAUGAAUUUUGGCACAACAACAUAAAAACUACAUUAUCAGGUCCAGUUUCCUCCAGAAUAGGAGUGUAUCUGGAUCACAGAGCAGGUAUUCUGUCUUUCUACAGCGUCUCUGACACCAUGACUCUCCUCCACAGAGUCCAGACCACAUUCACUCAGCCUCUAUAUGCUGGUGUUAAACUUUAUAUGCCUGUCGUUUAUUCUGGCGGAAUCUCUGCAGAGGUUGUUAAACUGAAAUAAUUGGAAUUGAUUUAAGCUCCAGUUGGUUAAAAUUUGUAAUUUAGUUUAUGUUUCUAUAGUCAUCAUCAUUAUUGCUGAGAGAUCAUUAUGUGAUUUAUUUUACUGCUCAGAGAUCAGCUGUUGUUAUGGAGCUACUUUGUCUUCUUUUUUAUUGUUUUGUUGAUGUUGGGGUUUAUUAGGGUGCUGUCCCCUCGGGUUUCUGUUCAGACAUGGAGGCUAUCACUACUCAGGAGGAUUUCUAUUCAUCUAAUCUAACAACAUUGACAUUUAUUGCUUUGUCAGAUGUUUUUGUAAAACUCCAUAUGCAGAUGAGAUGAUAGAAACUGUAAAUAUUAAAAGUGGUG